ACCCAUCAGGUGGAAGCCAGGAGUCAGACUCGCGUCCCGCCGGGAGUCUACGUCCCCAAUGGGAGCCCGAAGACAGGGGGAUCUUCUCGCCUCAGACACCUAACGCGCCGCAGAGGGCACUGAGGUUCACACAGCAACGCAGCCUCACAUGGGAACAUCCCUUUCGCAGACCCCACCCCCACCCCCCGAGAAGAGGAGCCCUAGAGUGCUCACAUGGCGGCCUCUAGCGCAUGCGCUGGUCACCUUGUCCGCGCUCCACGAGAGGCGGCGCGCGCGCGGCCCGGGAAGGCGCCAGGCCCGCCGAGAAUCCCGGACUGCGCAUGUCCAGAGCACCUGGCUGUGGAGGAGGGGCUCGCGUUCGUUCUCCGCGCGGGUUCUGCGCGCUCCUGGUGGAGGGGCGGGGCCCGUCCAGUGCGCAGGCGCAGGCGCGCGGCCGAGGCGACGGUUGGGGAGGGUUCUUCCGGAAGGUUCGGGAGGCUUCUGGAAAAAGCGCCGCGCGCUGGGCGGGCCCGCCUCUAUAUAAGGCAGGCGCGGGGGGCGGCGCGCCAGUUGCUUCAGUGUCCCGGUGCGGUUAGUCACGUUUCGUGCGUGCUCAUUCUGCCAAGAUGCCUGAGGAAACCCAGACCCAAGACCAACCAAUGGAGGAAGAGGAGGUCGAAACCUUUGCCUUUCAGGCAGAAAUUGCCCAGUUAAUGUCCUUGAUCAUCAACACUUUCUACUCGAACAAAGAGAUCUUUCUGAGGGAGCUCAUUUCCAACUCCUCAGACGCUCUGGAUAAGAUCAGAUACGAGAGCUUGACCGACCCUAGUAAACUGGACUCGGGGAAGGAGCUGCACAUUAAUCUCAUUCCCAACAAGCAAGACCGAACCCUCACUAUUGUGGAUACUGGCAUUGGAAUGACCAAGGCUGACUUGAUCAAUAACCUUGGCACUAUUGCCAAGUCAGGCACCAAAGCCUUCAUGGAGGCUUUGCAGGCUGGUGCAGAUAUCUCUAUGAUUGGCCAGUUUGGUGUUGGUUUUUACUCUGCGUAUUUGGUUGCUGAGAAAGUGACUGUCAUCACCAAGCAUAAUGAUGACGAGCAGUACGCCUGGGAGUCCUCAGCUGGAGGAUCCUUCACUGUGAGGACAGACACAGGUGAACCAAUGGGUCGUGGAACAAAGGUUAUCUUGCAUCUAAAAGAAGACCAAACUGAGUAUUUGGAGGAAAGGAGAAUAAAAGAAAUUGUGAAGAAACAUUCUCAGUUUAUUGGCUACCCCAUUACUCUCUUUGUGGAGAAGGAACGUGACAAGGAAGUCAGUGAUGAUGAGGCUGAAGAAAAGGAAGAGAAAGAGGAAGAGAAAGAAAAAGAAGAAAAGGAGUCUGAUGACAAGCCUGAAAUAGAAGAUGUUGGUUCUGAUGAAGAAGAAGAAGAGAAGAAGGAUGGUGACAAGAAGAAAAAGAAGAAGAUAAAGGAAAAGUACAUUGAUCAAGAAGAACUCAACAAAACAAAGCCGAUCUGGACCAGAAAUCCUGAUGACAUUACGAAUGAAGAAUACGGAGAGUUCUACAAGAGCUUAACCAACGACUGGGAAGAACAUUUGGCAGUAAAGCAUUUUUCUGUUGAAGGACAAUUAGAAUUCCGGGCUCUUCUUUUUGUCCCAAGACGCGCUCCUUUUGAUCUAUUUGAAAACAGAAAGAAAAAGAACAACAUCAAGUUGUAUGUUCGCAGAGUUUUUAUCAUGGAUAACUGUGAGGAGUUAAUCCCCGAGUAUCUGAAUUUCAUCAGAGGGGUGGUGGAUUCUGAGGAUCUCCCUCUAAAUAUUUCCCGUGAAAUGCUGCAACAAAGCAAAAUUCUGAAAGUUAUCAGGAAGAAUUUGGUCAAGAAAUGCCUAGAACUAUUUACUGAACUGGCUGAAGAUAAAGAGAACUACAAAAAGUUUUAUGAGCAGUUCUCAAAAAAUAUAAAGCUUGGAAUUCAUGAAGACUCUCAAAAUCGGAAGAAGCUUUCAGAGCUGUUGAGAUACUACACAUCUGCUUCUGGGGAUGAGAUGGUUUCUCUGAAGGACUACUGCACCAGAAUGAAGGAAAACCAGAAGCACAUCUAUUUUAUCACAGGUGAGACCAAGGACCAGGUUGCUAACUCAGCCUUUGUGGAACGUCUCCGAAAGCAUGGCUUAGAAGUAAUCUAUAUGAUUGAGCCCAUUGAUGAGUAUUGUGUGCAACAGCUGAAGGAAUUUGAGGGCAAGACCUUGGUGUCAGUUACCAAAGAAGGACUGGAACUUCCAGAAGAUGAAGAGGAAAAGAAGAAACAGGAAGAGAAAAAGACAAAAUUUGAGAACCUCUGCAAAAUUAUGAAGGAUAUUUUAGAGAAAAAGGUUGAAAAGGUGGUUGUGUCAAACCGAUUGGUGACAUCCCCAUGCUGUAUUGUCACAAGCACAUAUGGCUGGACAGCAAACAUGGAGAGAAUCAUGAAAGCUCAAGCCCUCAGAGACAACUCAACAAUGGGUUACAUGGCAGCAAAGAAACACCUGGAGAUAAACCCUGAUCACUCCAUUAUUGAAACCUUAAGGCAAAAGGCAGAGGCUGACAAGAAUGACAAGUCUGUGAAAGAUCUGGUCAUCUUGCUGUACGAAACAGCACUCCUGUCUUCCGGCUUCAGUCUGGAAGAUCCCCAGACCCAUGCUAACAGGAUCUACAGGAUGAUCAAGCUUGGUCUAGGUAAAUUGCAGGCUACGUGUUCAUUUAAGAGAACACCUUUAAUUCCCAGUGCUGGGUUCAGGGUGUUAGGGGGACAGAGACGGAUGGGCCAAUCUCAUGAGUUUGAGACCAGCCUGGUCGACAGAAUGAGUUUCAGGAACACCUAAGGCUAUACAAACCCUCCCUGGCUUUAAAAAUGUUGAAUGGAAUGUUAACUUUUUUAGCUAUUGAGACAAUUGGAUUAUUGCUGUGGUGGGGACCGCUCAAUUAGGGUAUGGGGGGAUAAAUGCAGUGUCCUUUGUGUUUGAGAUUUAACUUGGACUAUCCUCAAAUUUAGCUGUAUAGCUGAGGGUGGCCUUGGGCCUCUACUUCCCAAUGCUGGGAUUUUUAGGUAUGCACUUUCCUUGCCCCAUAUGAAUCGUUUCCUUUUGAGGGAUAGAUGGGUGUGUGGGAUGUUAAUACCUAAGUCUCAGCCUCCCUUAGCUGGCAUUAACUGUAACACUUAUUUCCAAAACAAGGUAUUGAUGAGGAUGAUCCUACUGUGGAUGAUACCAGUGCUGCUGUAACUGAAGAAAUGCCACCCCUGGAAGGAGAUGAUGACACAUCACGCAUGGAAGAAGUAGACUAGGCUUCACCAGAACUAUGUGUUUGAUGCUUACCUUCAUUCCUUCUGAUAAUAUAUUUUCCAUGAUUUUUGUUUAUUUUUGUUAACAUUUAAAACAUCUGUGUGGCAUGAAAACUAGGGGAAGGUAAAAAUUUCUACAUGUGAUACUGUGAUACUAUAGGUUUGACUCAAGAGGUUGAUAGAACGUUUGUUGUAAGACGUAAUGUAACCUACUGUUACUGUUAACUAUGUGGUCUGAAGUGUUUAGCUGUUGAGCUGGAUUCCUUUAGUAGACCAAAUUAAGAUGACUUAAGUUUCAUCUUAAAUUUUUUUCAUUCCCUGUAGUUAAUUCUGCAUGUACUAGUCUUAGAAGUAAACACAAGCUAAAACAACUUGACAGGAAUUCCCCAAGUGGCUUGUUUUCCAAAGUACUGAGAACAAAACCCUAAGUUCCCCUAGGUCUUGUAACUCAGCAAGGCUUGUGAAUGUGAAAAUAACAGUGCCCAAUCACAUUCUGCUUUAAAAAGGUAAAUACAGAUGAGAUAAAAAGAAAA
Rattus norvegicus (Norway rat) is the source of this 3834-nucleotide messenger RNA. NCBI's taxonomy places the organism in Eukaryota, Metazoa, Chordata, Mammalia, Rodentia, Muridae. The record is from RefSeq and is a predicted model, not a curated record.